Paramecium tetraurelia is the source of this 1182-nucleotide messenger RNA. RefSeq lists its product as uncharacterized. Lineage: Eukaryota; Ciliophora; Oligohymenophorea; Peniculida; Parameciidae. The transcript has 3 exons. The record is from RefSeq and is a predicted model, not a curated record.
AUGCUAUUUACAAUUGACUACUCCAAUAUUGAAUAAAGCAAAAGGAUUGCAAUUACUAACACUGCUCAAUUCCCUAUUUUGGUAAGAAUCUUAGACCAUAAUGUCUAUAACUUUAUUCCAACUUUCUCAUUACUAAAAUUAGAGGAAUGCAAAUAUUUUCAGAUACUGCAUAAAUAAAAUUAAAAGGAUUUUCGGGAUAUAAAAAUUGAAGCAAUAGAGUUUGAUGAACGCAAACUUGAUUCUUUCUCUGUUCCACCGUUUUGGAACGAAAAAGUGCAAGGUUCCCUAAAGACAUAAUCUACCUCUCUGCCUGCUCCUUCUAAUGUACAUAGAUCUAAUUCCUUCACCUCAUUUGAAAGGUUACCAUCAAUGAAUUAGACGUUUCAAGAUUAGAAAAUACUAUAAAUUAAUAAUGAUAAUUCAAUCAAACUCGACAAUCAAGUUCUUAAAUAGAGUGACAAUAAUCAUGAAAGUGAUUAUUAAUCAAACAAACAAAAAUAACAUUCUUAAUAGUCUUUAUAAAUUAUCAAUUCAAUCAAGAUUGGAGAAGAUAAUAAAAAUCAUUAAACCUCAAAUCAAAAUAUUUUCAGAAAUUCUACAAAUAGCUUUGAAUCAUAUCACCAAAUCUAAACUACUCCUGCUUUACAACCGUUGUUUACUAUGCAAAAUGAUUUGAAUUAGUUUUUGGAUCAAAUAGAUUCAUUCAAUAGUCCCAAUUACAAUUUAACUCCAUCUUAAUUAUAAUCUUAAACCCAUUCUUAAAAAUAAAUUAGUGAUAAUGCAUAACAAGACUUGAGUAUAAGUGAGACUACUUCAAUUUAGAGAUUUGAAUAGCGAAAAAUAUCAUUCUUAUAAUAAAGUAAAUAGUAAUUUAAUGAAAAACCUAAAUUAAGAGUGUCUUAAACCUUGAUUGCUAAUCCAAAGUCAGCAGUUGGAAGUCAGAAAUGCUUUGACAAAAAUAAAGAGAUUGAAUCCUAAAUCUAAAAAUAAAUUGGAGAAUUGAAGGUUAGUAAAGAAGCCCUCUAAGCUGAGCUAUAAUAAUUGAAAUUUAAAGCUAUGUUCCAUUCCAAAAACAAGUCAUCCACUUAUCAUUAUCAUAUAUACAUAUGGCAUAUGCUUUUGACUAGCGUUAUAUUUCUUAUUAUAGGAAGUGUUAUGAAAAAAAUGAUUUAACUGUUUUGA